AUGGGGAGAAAAGAAUGCUUGGUGGUUCGAUUCCACCUUUUAGUGAAUAAAAAAAAAAAAAUUGGGGAGAAAAGAGUGCUUGGUGGUUCGAUUCUACCUUUUAAUGAAAAAAAAAGAGUGCUUGGUGUUGCUCAGCGUAGAUGCACUUCGGAUUAUUCUUGGGCCACAAAAGAUAUGCAAUCUAAAGGUGUUUCUUGUUGA
Messenger RNA from Dentiscutata erythropus, 201 nucleotides. The record is from the annotation of a GenBank genome assembly. NCBI's taxonomy places the organism in Eukaryota, Fungi, Glomeromycota, Glomeromycetes, Diversisporales, Gigasporaceae.